Messenger RNA from Juglans regia (Persian walnut), 2336 nucleotides. Its product is annotated as F-box protein SKIP14-like. Lineage: Eukaryota; Viridiplantae; Streptophyta; Magnoliopsida; Fagales; Juglandaceae. The coding region runs from base 126 to 1553 and encodes 475 amino acids. The transcript is spliced from 3 exons. Gene Ontology annotation, molecular function: protein binding. Gene Ontology annotation, cellular component: cytoplasm. The record is from RefSeq and is a predicted model, not a curated record.
UCGAGUGGUCCCCAAAACCAUAUGACAGCAAACACCUCCUCUUAUAUGAUAAGCCAAGCCCCGCAACGAUCCAAAUCAAUCAGAUAGCACGUGCAAUCAAUUAUCCGGGUUCCUACGAAUCAAGAAUGCCUCUUAGUCUCUCUGAUGCCCACGCGGUUAGGAAUUGUGAAGGUUCACGGGAUUCUUGGAGUUUCCGGGGCUUGAAUUCUGAGUCGGAGGGUUCUGAUUGCAACAAAAUGGGCAAGGCUGAGUUUGGAGGCUACGGUGAGCCGCUGCUUGUAGAUGAUGUCGUCGAUAAGUUGCCUAUCGAUCCAUUUGGAAUGGAUAAAAGGUCUACGAUUACGAUCACGGGUUGGUUUCAAGACUUGGUAGAGGAAUCUGAUUCAGGUUGUAAUGGUUUUGGGUUUGAUGAUGCUCAAAAAGAGAUUGCUGAUCAUCAUGGACUCUUUGCAGGGCUGAAUUGGCUGUGGAAUGGUUCAAUGAAGUUUGAACCAGAAUUGGGUAACGUGAAAAAGGGUGGAAUUUCAAUUCCUUGUGAUGGGUUUGAUGGAUAUGGGGUUGACACUAGAUUGCUUGAUGGUGUUUUUGCACUGGAUGGAAAUGUGGAGGAGUUUAUGAAUUUCGGCCGUUUCGGAAAUUGGUUUGUGAGCAAAGGUGCUCCAGAGUCGAGGGAUUGUGGAAAAACUUGUUUUAAGGGUGUUGAAGAAAGUACACCCCAUGAUGCAAUGUUUUUUGCUUUGGGAUAUCUGGGAGUGCAGGACCUUCUCACUGUAGAAAGGGUUUGCAAAUCUUUGCGCGAUUCGGUUAGAAGUGAUGCUCUUCUGUGGAGGAGUAUUCACAUCGAUCGGCCGUUGAGCGAGAAGAUCACGGAUGAUGCUCUUCUGAAAUUGGCUAACAGGGCACAAGGCACCCUUCAGUGCUUGAGCCUAGUGGACUGCAUAAGAAUCACAGAUAGCGGUUUGAAGCGUGUGAUUGAAACGAAUCCAAGACUGAAAAAGCUAAGCGUUCCAGGAUGUGUAAGACUUAGUGUUGACAGCUUAUUGGAUAUGUUAAGGGCCUUCAAGUCUGUUGGCUCCCCAGGAAUAAAGCACUUGAGAAUUGCUGGCAUCCGCAGUAUAACAGAAAAGCAGUUUGAAGAAUUGCAGUUUCUUCUGAAUGCAGAUAACCAUGUGGAGCAGAGUGCCCACAGGCUACGGAUUUAUAGUGGGGUUCCGUCUUAUAUAUCUUGUGAUGAUGAUUGUGCCAUCGACAUUGAGGCCUGCCCCUGGUGCCAUGAGUUUAAACUAGUUUAUGAUUGCCCAUCAGAGAGUUGUCAGGGGAAACAUCAGGCUGAUCAUUUGUGCAGGGCUUGCAUAAUCUGCACACCGCGCUGUAUCAAUUGUGGGUGCUGCAUUAAGGACCGUGAUUAUGAGGAAACAUUCUGUCUAGACUCCCUUUGUUUGGAUUGUUGGAAGCAGCGACUUAAUUGCCCAGGUAUGCUGGGUGAAAAAGGUGCUUCUCAGUGCACCAUCUUUCGUCAAGAGACCAGUUACCAGUUUUGCUUCUAUGGCUGAUGGGAAAGACAUUCUAAAUUUCCACUGGCUGUAGGUUUUGGAGUAGAAUCUUCAUUGUUGCGCUCUCCAAAUGAGUAAUGCGAUAGCCACCUGCGUAGAUGCUAAAAGUGUGGUCUCCUGUCUCUGUGAAGAACAUGCAGCCACUUGUGAGGACGGGAAAUGUACCACCAGCACGGCUCUAACUGCGUAGUUGGUGCCUCUUUGACAUUUUCUUGAUUCUGGAGGUUUGAGGAGGAAUAGAAGAAAAUUAAAAAUAUAGAAAAAAAAUCCUUAAAAAAAUAUAGAAAAAAAUCGAAUGAAAGAAGGGAACUGGAUGAAAAAAAAAAGAGGACAGAAAAAAGAAACAAUAAGGCAAUGCUGGUCAAAUAAAAGCAGGGUUUUGAUUUAUAAUUGUGUCUUGAAAUAGGGUGAUUUCAUGCAUCUCUGGCUCAUGUAUUUGGAGACUGAAGAAGUUGAUUUCUAUAUGCGACUCUGAAAGCGCGGAGGUAGCAGCUGUUUCUGGUAAUAUUUGCUCACAAAAAUUGGGGGUUUCUCUAAUGGAUGCAGAUGAGGAGAAAUCAUAUUAAUAUGCAGAAAGUACUGGAAGAAUUAUAGCACUUGUGUUCUGUGUCAACUUUGUGAUAGCUUGCUUUAUCAUGCAGGUAGUUGUUACACAAAGCUCAUGUGAUUUGUUUGUCACAAAGCUCAGUAUCAUUGGAACCCAAAUAAAUGUGGAUGAUUGAAUGUCCAAUUUUUGUUAUGUUGCUAUUGUUCCCAAGGAUUUGCUUCUCAUUCAUAUGCUCC